This is a messenger RNA of Lethenteron reissneri (Far Eastern brook lamprey), 4248 nucleotides long. RefSeq names its product complement C1q subcomponent subunit C-like. The record is from RefSeq and is a predicted model, not a curated record. NCBI's taxonomy places the organism in Eukaryota, Metazoa, Chordata, Hyperoartia, Petromyzontiformes, Petromyzontidae. Gene Ontology annotation, molecular function: protein binding.
ACGCUGAGCAACGACAACCUCCGAUUAGAAGGACGCUCAGCUGCUACGUACGGUGGUGUGAAAGAAAAUUCAACGUACCAUGUCCAUCUCGGCCCUGCUGCCGCUGCUGCUGCUGGGGGUGGUGAUGGUGGGAGCCCAGCAGGAGAAGACCGUCUGCGCGGGCAUCAACGGGAUCCCCGGGCAGCCCGGAGCCCCGGGGCAGCACGGGACCCCUGGGGCCCCCGGGAGGGACGGCAGAGACGGCGCGACCGGAGCACCUGGAGCCAAGGGAGACCUGGGAGUUCGAGGCUUGACUGGGGACCCAGGUCUGCCGGGAAAGCUGGGCCCUCUUGGCCAACCGGGGCUCACGGGGACUCCGGGAGUCCCAGGUGAGCAGGGCGAAAGAGGCGAGAAAGGCAAGCGGGGAGAGAGCGGUGUGGGGCCCAGGUCAGCCUUCUCUGCGAAGGUCGGCGCUUACAAGCCGGCGGCCGGCUCCCCCGUGACGUUCAACGUCAUCAUCACCAACCCGCAGGGCCACUACAACCCCGGCACGGGGAAGUUCACCUGCGCUCACCCAGGCGUCUACUAUUUCACGCUUAACAUGCAUUCCCAUGAACAGUCCCUCGUGGUGAUGAUCAUGACAAACGGGAACAUCAUCUCUAAGGUGUGCGGUGAUAAAUACGACGCAAUAAGCGGCAGCGUCGUGCUGAGUCUCAAGGCCGGGGACGAGGUGUGGCUAGAGUUGGAGGCUCCAUACAUUCAUUUUCUGUUCGACGUACAUAGAGACUCGGUGUUCAGCGGCUAUAUCCUGUACUCCGAGUGAAUCGAUCGUUUUUUCAUCGGCGCGUCUGGGAAGACAGAUCAGGAACACAUUCACAUGCACGCGCAUGCACCCCCUCCCCUCCAGUUUAAAUACAGCUUUUGGGCAACAUCUCAGAAAACUGCUCAACAAAAAUCUGCAAAUAUUCCCAAAGCUGUGGUAAUAACUGUUAAUUUUCGGAUGCGAGAUGUUCUCACCAGAGGAAAAAUAGGCCCGGCUCUUUUUCUCAGCCACCUCUCUCCUUGCCAGCCAGGGUGUCUGGGCGAAUAUGAAUCGGUUAGACAAUGCAGAGAGACAUAGCCGCUUACACCAACUGAGAAAUUCCUGAAUCCUCACCAACUUUUCCAUCCGGCAUCGGCAGUGAAGGGGGAAAUAUUCCAAUUCCAGCUGAUAGCUAUGAGGGUUGCUCAUUUCAAACAUGGGAGAGAGAAGAGUUCGGAUCCAUUUUCUCUCCCGUGCUAUUCUCUCAAUAUUUUUAUUCGGACACCAACACAGAUUUUUAAACGCGCUUUGACGGCAACAGAAAUAAGGACAAUAAUUCGAUCUGGAAUACUGAGAAUCUUAACAAGAUUUGGAAUGCAGUAACUAUGCCUUAGUUCGUUACGCACAAGGAUGUGAACCAACUGUGGUGGAUAACAAUUUCUUGACAACCAAGUACAACCAACUAUUCAAACUCUCAGCGACAGUAAUAGCACGCGUCUGCAGAACCCUGCAGUUCACCGACUUAACACAGUGACCGCGCGUGUCGGCAAUGACAGAACACCGCAGCGACUUACACAGAUAGAGACCACCGCGAGGACCGUUCGUACCAACCCUGACUUACACCUCCACUCCUGGGUGACGAGGCAACGCACCAGAAGCCCAGGGUACGCAAAUUCACCGUCGAGGUCGACUACAGCGUCAGGGACCCCCCCAGGACUCAACGGUAGAGCCGUACUCCCAAAAAUCAACGCAGAAUCAACCUCGGCCUUGCUUUACACUCACAACAGCGCUCUUAAUGGAUAUAUGCAGCGGCAGUCUCGGGAUUUGCUUUUGCGCUUCCAACAGCGCUCUGAGUGACUCCAUGCAGCGACAGUCUAGGGACUUGGCAGUCAAGUCCAACAGUGGUCUGAACAACUCAACGCAGCUGUCGUCUCGGUGACUGAGCCGUCUGCCCUGCAGUAACAGCUGGUCUUCUCCAGGAGUCCCUUUGUCGUGGUGAGUAGUCAUUAGGCGGUCAUAGAUACGAGUUUUGGUUGUUCCGAUAAGAAAGGUCAUGAAAGUGGAGGGUCGCAAGUCGAGCCAUCGCAAGUCGGGGGUCACCUAUACACACAUUUAGUUCCGCCCUCACAGCAUCUGUCAAUCAACUUGGCUCUUAUUUAACUUUUAAGUCCAAAAAGUAUUCAAGAGAGCCGUUUACAUAAGCAACGCACCAUCAAACAUUGAAAAGCGAACUAGCCAGUUGUUUUCAAAACCGUCAUAUAAGGGCGGUCGCUGAUUGGCUGAGAUCUGCCGAGUCCACUUACAUUUUUUUGUUAAAGCCAUUUUUUAUUGUACGAGGUAAGGCCCCACGGAGCUGCUUUGUAGCUCUUUUUCAGAAGUGACCAGGUGAUCACAAAUGAUAGCUCAACAAACUGGCAGCUUAUCGUCAUCACGUGGAAAUAUAAAGCAGCGGCCAAAUACGCCAAACGUGCAACGUUGAUUCUCAAUGUGGAGGGAAAAAAACCGGAGGUCCCGGAGAAAAAUACACGUGACCACAGGGAGAACAUGCAAACUCCAAAUAUACAGCAGUUGUCAUGGUCGGGAUCGAACCCACGACCUCCUGUAUACCUGACGAAGUAGUUAACAUCUCCUAGCUACCGUGGCACUUAUGGAGCAUUCCGAUUUGCCGAAAUUGGAAUUGGGACGGUCCACGUAACAUUGUAAAACACGUAUCGUUAAUCGAAAAUGAGUCAUGAAUAAAAAACUAUUUUGACCCUAUGAGGGAGGCUGAUCGGUAAUCGAAACAUUAUCAAUCGAUGGCAUUAUAAACUGAGGGACCACUGUAAUUUGUCCCACGGUAGGUCCUCGUGCUUCUCAAUCGUCUUGGCAUGGCUCCCCAACUCAAUACAUCUUGUCCAUGCUCGCCCCCCUCCCCAAGCCAGCUCCAACAAUUACCGAAGCACUGCAGUCCGCUACAUAUUAGGAUGCCUUAAUCUGAUUCAUGGAUGUAUACAUUCGGAGAGGAAUCCGGAGUGCCGAGAGAGAACCAUCCCAAUUGUUGUGAUGGGGUCAAAGUAAAAACAUUUGUUGUUGCGUACUUUUAUGAGUCGAGCCUAUCACGAAUGCUCAUUGAUCACACAUUGAAGUAGGCUCUCUAAAACAACACCGUGAUGCGUCUAUUGCAGAACUGGCUCAGUCUUAGGAGAUGGAUCCCGAACGUGAGCUGGUAGCGAGCUCCAGGUGCUUGGGCUGGAGACCCCGAAACUGGGCUGGCCGUAUUGCGCACGAGAUUUGCACGCAGCGAGUACAGCAGCAGGUCACCACGAGCGGCGGUAAGUAGUCGGACAAGUCUACGCCUGUCCCAGAUGGAGACACUUGGAGAUGAGUCCACUUUACGCUGCACGGCAAUAUCCUGGCGAGGCCAGGGGAUAUGGCGGACCUCUUGAGGGAAUGUAAAAAGGGUAACUUUUAGAACAUUCGCGUGAUCCAUUUCCAUAGCUCUGGAUUACAGGUGUGCGUGAAACAAAGACAACGAUCCCUCGUAUAUCCUGUAACAGACUGUUGGGGAAAAUUAUGUUAGUGAGCACCAAUGAAGGCCGGCACUGUGGCACACGAGGGGGUGGGUGGCCAACACCACGCACGGCCGCCUUUGUCUCCCCAGUGGCGAUGUUAACACACCACACCAGAUACUCAUUUAAGGCUAAGACAACCUACGGGAGGCCCAGGAAACGGUUCACAUAAUCGUCACUGGUGUUGGGAGUGAGCAGGAGUCAAACUUGGGUGGCUAUUUUCAAGUGUAGCGUAGCGCGCUAACUGAACAGACAUGACACACAAACACACCGACCACCUGCUGUGUUCAGUUAUUGUCCUCCCCCCUACCCCCUGCACCUCCGAUAAGCUCGGUUGGUUAAGUAUGGUGCCAACGAAGUUCAACAUAAAUACAUACACAGACUCACACAGAGAUCCAUAGACUUACACAGAGACCCUUAGAAGUUGAACGUGCUGACCAUUAUAACGCGGAACGCGCACCGUUAUGACUCGGAACAUGUGUGCUGUUAUAACGUGGAACGUGCGCCACCGUUGCUGUAACGCGGUUUCUGAGAAGUCGACAGGCAAAGUAUUUUCUCAAGACUGCAUGAUGGCUCAGCGGUUAUGGUGAAGCGGUAACGCGGAGUGAUGCGGUGACCCGGCGAUGCUCGGCCCGUCGGUUGACGCGGAACUACUUUUUAAGAGCGCUCCUCCCACGUUAAUGUCCUAGUGUCCCAGCG